AUGGACUUCGGCAACUUAGGGAAGAAUAUCUCUUCCUUGAGUGCACAGAUCACUCCUUUUGCCUCCCGUACAUUUCAGUAUACGAAAGAGCAGCUGGGGCAGGCGGAGGAGAAGACACAGCUCCCCCCUGACUACAUUGACCUUGAAAAGCGGGUUGAUGCUCUCAAGACGGUCCACCAAAAGAUGCUUGCGGUGACUUCGCAAUAUUCGAACGAAGCAUAUGACUACCCUCCCAACAUCAAGGAGACAUUCCAGGACCUGGGACGCACUGUUAGCGAAAAAGUACACCUUCUCACCACGGCUAGCUCCCCAGCGGAGGCCCAAGCCGCCUUGACUGCCCUUCCAACGGCGAAGCCCCAACCAAAGACUUUCAGCCAUGCCAUGGCCCGCGCCAGUCUUGCGAGCAGCCAAGUACUCCACCAACAGCACACUGGUGUUGGCGAACAUCCUCUGGCAGCAGCACUCGAGAAGUACGCCUUGGCGCAGGAGCGCGUUGGCGAGGCGCGCUUGGCCCAGGACGCACAGAUUCAAACCCACUUCCUGAAUGCCUGGACCACUACCUUGAACACCAACCUCAUGUUUGCCAGCCGUGCCCGAAAGAAUGUCGAGAAAUCCCGCUUGAAUCUUGAUGCCGUGAAGGCUCGUGCCCAUGGAACUACGUGGCAGCUUGGGCACAGCUCAUCGCGAGCGGAAGAGCCUCAGUCCCACGAAUUAAGUUCCGAGGCUCAAGAGGAGGUUGAGAAAGCCGAAGAUGAGUUUGUCACACAAACGGAAGAGGCCGUGGCAAUCAUGAAGAAUGUCUUGGACACUCCCGAACCUUUACGGAACCUGGCCGACCUCAUCGCCGCUCAGAUCGAAUACCACAAGAAAUCAUACGAGAUCCUGAGCGAAUUGGCGCCUAUUGUAGAUGGGUUACAGGUAGAACAGGAAACCAGCUACCGUACGAAGCUUGACAGCACAUCCUAA
This is a messenger RNA of Sodiomyces alkalinus F11, 966 nucleotides long. RefSeq names its product BAR domain-containing protein. Gene Ontology annotation, molecular function: protein binding. NCBI's taxonomy places the organism in Eukaryota, Fungi, Ascomycota, Sordariomycetes, Glomerellales, Plectosphaerellaceae. The transcript is spliced from 6 exons. Bases 1 to 966 code for a protein of 321 amino acids. The record is from RefSeq and is a predicted model, not a curated record. Gene Ontology annotation, cellular component: cytoplasm.